UUAUUACAUCUCUUUCCCUAGUUUCCCCCUAGCUCACCUGCAGUUAAUAAUCUCUCUACUUACAUACCCUAAUACCUAACCUGAAUAAUACUCCUUCGGGUUGUCCGGAGCGAACCAUCUCCCAAUCAUACGACGAGUAGACCCUUAACAUUCGAAUGGUGAUCUACUAACUGGGGUCCCGCGAAAGAAAAACAAUCUCUACCAGACUGCGCAAACAGGCACGCAAUACGUGGACAACACACUCCCUUUCUCCUUUCUCACUUAUACCUAAGCCGUCUGAACGCGUACCUAACCUUACACUCCACUACACAUCAAACAUCAAACUACACCCACGGACGCAGAGUAUAUAUCCCAAGUAGGCGUGAGGAGCUAGAUAUAUCAAUGGCCACCGUAACUGUCUCUCAACCUGCUAUCACUCCUGCGAUACCGGGUCGGAACGACAGCAGUGAUAGUUCUCGUUCCAGCCAGACGAGUACCGAGAAAGUCAAGCUCGCCUCUUCGCUUCAUACGUCAUCGCUACCAAAACAACACAGCAGUCAUGAUGGUCAAGGCCGGGUCGACCGCUCUGUUUCGCCCAAGAGGUGGAAGACAUUCAUCAAGGCCUUCAAGCACAUUCACAACUUGACUCCUAAGGAAGUAGACGAUUUCAUGGCGUCUUAUGAAAUCUACAAUUUGGAUUGGGCCAACGAAGAGGAGAUGGUCAAGGCCUUCGGUCCCAAUUACCAGCAGCGUGUCGGAGAUUGCCUUUGUGCUUACUACUCGGUGCUCAACCAUCUUUGUAGCCUCGGCGAUGUAGAGAAGAUGUACAUCCCACCGCUGAUGGACAAGAAGGCGUCGGUGCUCGACAACCAGCUACUCUACGAGGAGUCUGUCGCGAGGGAUAUCGGAUUGAAACCGGGAAUGAAGGUCUUAGAUCUCGGGUGCGGUCGUGGGCGUGUAGCUGCGCAUAUGACGAGCUUCAGCGGAGCUCAUGUAACUGGUCUAAACAUCGAUGCGAACCAGAUCGCGCAGGCAAGGGAAUGGAACGAUCGGUGCGGUUUCAGCAACGAGUUCGUCGUCCACGACCAAAAUGACUUGCCUUUACCUUUUGCAGACGAAUCAUUCGAUGCUUUCUACGAGAUCCAAGCUCUCAGCUUAUGCAAGGAUCCUUCGGCCUCUUUCAAAGAGAUUUAUCGCGUGCUGAAGCCCGGCGCCAAAUUCUCACUGCUAGAUUGGGUUAGCUUACCGCCGUAUAACCCGGAAGAUCCUGUUCACGCGGGACUCAUGCGUCGCGUGAAGCCUCUGAUCGGCGCUGUCGGCACUCCGACACCGGCAAGUUUCGAGAAGGCCCUCACUGAUGCCGGGUUUACCGUCUCAAGAUCGGAUAACCCCAGUAUAGACGGCCUACAGGCCCCGCUCAUCGACAAAGUCGAUAUUUACUUCCGCUCCGUCAGGCGCGUCAUUCACGGCCUCGUUCGCUUACGCGCUUUACCCCCACAUUUCAAGAUCCUCAUUGACAGAUUAUGUCUUGACGGUCAAGCAUUUGUAAAGAUGGACAACAUGCGAUUAAUUACCACGACAUAUCGGAUCAUUGCGGAAAAGCCGUCGGUAUCAUAAGAUUUGAGAAUAACCUUAGCCUUAGAUUAGAAAAGGGUCAAACGACGUUCUCAAUUUUACAACGCGGGUUUGAGGCGCAGCUAGUUAAUCGGAAGUCGGGAGGAUCCGUCCAUUUCUUGGUAUGGGGGGGCUUCUCCAAACUCGGCGACGUCAUCUCAUCCACACUCCAUCCAUCUGUUCAUCCCAUCCUAUUCUUCUCGACGAGGGGCAGAGGUUAUUUAUAGGCGACUCACACCUCCACCAUCCAUCCUAUCAC
Messenger RNA from Daldinia vernicosa, 1852 nucleotides. Its product is annotated as S-adenosyl-L-methionine-dependent methyltransferase. Lineage: Eukaryota; Fungi; Ascomycota; Sordariomycetes; Xylariales; Hypoxylaceae. Gene Ontology annotation, cellular component: endoplasmic reticulum. Gene Ontology annotation, biological process: ergosterol biosynthetic process. The record is from RefSeq and is a predicted model, not a curated record. The transcript has 3 exons. Gene Ontology annotation, molecular function: sterol 24-C-methyltransferase activity. Bases 382 to 1596 code for a protein of 404 amino acids.